Messenger RNA from Mesocricetus auratus (golden hamster), 6297 nucleotides. It is a transcript of the gene Stoml1, whose product is annotated as stomatin like 1. NCBI's taxonomy places the organism in Eukaryota, Metazoa, Chordata, Mammalia, Rodentia, Cricetidae. The transcript is spliced from 7 exons. Gene Ontology annotation, cellular component: plasma membrane. Bases 1419 to 2360 code for a protein of 313 amino acids. The record is from RefSeq and is a predicted model, not a curated record.
AAGUCAUGUUCGGCAGGUCUGGCUAUCGGGCGCUGCCGUUAGGGGAUUUUGAUCGUUUCCAGCAGUCAAGUUUCGGCUUUGUGGGUUCGCAGAAGGGCUGCUUGUCCCCAGAGCCGAGCGGCGUGGGGCCGGGGCCCGGGCCACAGCUGCAGCUUCGGAACCAGCGUAGCCCCAUCUUCCCGAACCUCAGCUCAUCACGUUACGGUUUUCAGGAUAGCCCAUCGUGCAUAAAAAGAAAACAGAAUCCUAGGCGGAGGAGGCCACGAGCAACCUAAAAGCACCUUCAGAGAAAUGGAAAAAGAGUCACCCUAGGGUAGCAACGCAGGGACCAGGAGUCUCCUGUGUACUGGUGAAGAUGCACAGAACAAAAAGGCAGGCCUGCAAUCUCCCCAUCUUGUUUGCUUUGGCUGUUCUUACUCCAGAGCCUUCUGCGGCUCCUUUGGCUCAUACUUCUCAGCCUGACCUUGAAGUAUUUGGGCCCUCUGUAGUUCUUCUGUAUUGACAGUACAUUGAACGCUUUGGCAUUGGCGAAUGAAUUUCCCGUCUUCUGCCCUCUGCGUUUAGGAUUGCCUCUGACCAAAGAUUUCUUUCCUGAAGAGGUCAGAGUUUGGGACUUGGCCCUGCAGGCAGGUGCUCCCUGAAGGAUAAAACAAAUAUUCUAUCAAAAUGCCUUCCUAUCUGGGGCUGUCUGCUUAACAGCCAUUUUCUUCUUGGUUCUCCAAGGGUUAGAAUCUUUGUCUUUAGCCUCAUCUUCCCAGCUCUUCCCUUCAAACUGCUUGAAUGGAAAUAUACAUUUUAAAAAUUAGUGUAUUAAAGUGGGAGUAAGGACUAAGCUAGAAAGGGACACUUUAGUCUCACUGUGACUCUUAUUGAUGAACAAUGACCAUUUUGGCCUUUUUCAUUGAGGCCUUUUCUCCAUAAGGACCCCUUGAAAGCAUACUUCUGGUAAAAGAGGAAUGUGCUAACAGCAGCAGUGUUAGUUCCACCCAGCGUGAGUGUUCUCUCCCAGGUUUGGAUGGACAAUACACAUUGGAAAAGGAAUUGUUUAUUCUUGCUAUGUGUUCUCAGAUUCAAUGGCUCUUACCUGGGAGAGAAAAGCCUUAUGUAGGGUGUUGCACUUGAGACCAGUUAGUUAUGAUAGGUGGUCCCUAACCAGCUAUGGGGAGCCUCCUAAGCAGAAGACAGGUAAAGUGUUCGCAUGACCCACUGUACUCAUGGGAUACUGUACUUGAAGUUGUCUUGCCAGGCCCAUCUGGUAUUCUGUGGUUGCUUCUGCUCUUUCUUCCCCAGAUGCACCUGAGAGCUGGUCCUCCUGUCUCUGCCAUGGCCUCAUCAGUUUCCUGGGGUUCCUGCUGCUGCUGCUCACCUUCCCCAUUUCUGGUUGGUUUGCUCUCAAGGUCGUGCCCACCUAUGAGAGGAUGAUCGUGUUUCGACUGGGCCGGAUCCGUACCCCCCAGGGGCCUGGCAUGGUUCUUCUCCUGCCCUUUAUUGACUCCUUCCAGAGGGUGGAUCUGAGGACCCGAGCCUUCAAUGUUCCUCCUUGCAAGUUGGCCUCUAAGGAUGGGGCUGUGUUGUCUGUGGGAGCCGAUGUCCAGUUUCGCAUCUGGGACCCAGUGCUGUCUGUGAUGGCUGUGAAGGACCUAAACACAGCCACUCGAAUGACGGCCCACAAUGCCAUGACCAAGGCCCUACUCAGGAGGCCACUGCAGGAGAUCCAGAUGGAGAAGCUCAAGAUCGGUGACCAACUCCUGUUGGAGAUCAAUGAUGUGACCAGAGCUUGGGGACUGGAAGUAGACCGUGUAGAGCUGGCAGUAGAGGCUGUGCUGCAGCCACCCCAAGACAGCCCAGCUGUGCCCAGCCUGGACAGCACCCUCCAACAGUUGGCCCUCCACCUGCUGGGAGGGAGCAUGAACUCAGCAGUAGGAGGUGCUCCGUCCUCAAGACCAGUAGACACCUUGGAAAUGAUAAGUGAAGUGGAGCCGCCUGCCUGUCAUGCUGGGGCGGGGGCUGAGCCCAGCCCGAAGCAGCCUGUGGCUGAGGGGCUUCUCACUGCCCUGCAACCUUUCCUGUCAGAGGCACUGGUCAGCCAGGUUGGGGCCUGCUAUCAGUUCAACGUCAUCUUGCCCAGUGGCACCCAGAGUAUCUACUUCCUGGACCUUACUGCAGGACAAGGCCGAGUGGGACAUGGAGCACCUGAUGGCAUCCCUGAUGUGGUGGUGGAGAUGACGGAGGCAGACCUACAGGCCUUGCUGUGCAGGGAACUGCGGCCCCUGGGAGCCUACAUGAGUGGGCGGCUGAAGGUGAAGGGGGACCUAGCUGUGGUCAUGAAGCUGGAGGCUGUCCUUAGGGCCUUGAAGUAGCAGUGUUGGUUGUCCAUCCAUGACCUAACCCUGAACCUGGUGCCAAGCCAGAGAAACCUCUUGGGAUAGGAGGAGUUGGUCUGGGCCACAGAAAAUUGAGGCCUGAAGAUGUUUCAGGCCCAACCAGGAGCCCAGGAGGCUGGGAGACAUCUGCUGCUGGCCAGUGCUGAGUCAGGUGCCUGGCGCUUUUCAGCUGUGGUGGUGCUCUGGACAGGCCUUUGCGUAUUCGAUCCCCAACAAAGUGCCUAGUCCUGAGCUUGCUACAGAGUGAAGACACACAGCCCAGCCCGCUGAUAACCUGACUGGACAGACAAGAGACACAGAAGCAGCCUGUGUAUCCCCCGUGUGAAAGACCAAAGCGCAUGGACCGUGACUCUGACCCCAGGGAGAUCAGACAGUAGGGAAGAGCAGGGAGGGCGGGCCCCCAGAAGCGGGUGCUGCAGUGGGGCCGGCCAGCCCCAGCUUGCUACUGGCAAGCCAGACAGGCUAGGAGGGGAGGGCAUGGACAGAGGAGAGUUUGUCUUUCCGGGGGACUGCUCCCGAAGACACCUGGUCUCAUUCCUCAGUUCCAUCCUGCAUGCUUGAGGAGCUGGGCUCAGGGCAGCAUGUGGGGAGAGCCCUGCUAUCCUGUGCUUACUAGAGGCUUGAGAGCCUCCGACAAAUAAAUGUGGCGUUUACAGUGUGCAGUGGAGAAGCACAAGCUGGCUGUGGGGCGUGGUGGCGUAGGGAGGGUCUAUAAGACCCUAAGCCCAGCCAAGGGCCAAGGCAUUUGACUCAGCAUUUGAAGCUCUUCCUUCUGGGUGUCUCACAUCCCUGAAAGUCAGCGUGAGGUAGCUGUGGGUUGCUCUGUGUUUCUUUUUAUAGUGAGGAAACAGAUUUACCAGGGAAGUAGGACAUGAAUACAAAUACUAACUUACUGGAGAGCAAGAUGAGGGGCUCUUAACAUGCUCAGGAGAGGAGUCGGAGCCACUGUGAGCAGCCCUCUUGCUGCCCUCAGAUGUUGUUGCUUCCCUGGCUGAUGAGAGAGACCCAGCUCGAGUCCUGGCUCUGGGCUCAGCCUGCUUCUGUCCCACUGAUAGGGCCCAGCUCAAGGCUAAGAAGUGAGCGUAGUGUCCUAGAGAGGCUUGUAGAGGAAAACCAAACACCAACCCAAGCCCUCGGCUUGUCUUCUGCCAGUGCCAGUCGUUUCUCCUGGGCCCUGCACUGUGUCCCUCUGUCUGUUCUGGUGCCAGACACUGUCUUGCAUCGUAGGCCUCCACCUGGCCUGGGCACUUCCCUCAGAGCCUCCAUGGGCCCCACAGACAGUGGGGAUCCUCUUGCGGCUUUCUCACAGAGGCUGGGUUCCCGAGCCACUUCUCUGGGCCCUGCUGGCUCCCCAGUGUCCCUUAGAGCCCUUCCCUCCUGGCUGAGCUCCCUCAGCUAUUGAUAAAUCACUCUCUUGUCUUCUCCCCACCCCCAGAAUACAGCUAUUGCCACUUGAUAUUUUUAAAGGACUAGAUUUUUUUUAACAAAAUAAAAUAUAUUAAGGUAAAAUGGAGAGCAUCAUUCUAAGUUGGACAAGCCAACAGAAAAUAAGAGAACCCCAAGAGAAGGCCCAAGAAUCAGAGACCCCUUUGUUUUUAGAUUCAGGAGUCCUGUAAAAGUACAAAACUGAAAGCAAUAGCAUGUACGCAGGGGGCUGGUGUGCCAACUGCUUCAGCCUCUGAGUUCACGUGAGCUUUGCUCACUUGUUCUGGAGGAAGGACCUUAGUCUCCUGGUGUCCUCUGUCUCCCCCACUCCUCCUUCUGUGGGGUUCCCUGAGCUCUGGGGGGAGCCAUUUGUCUCUAAGGUCUCACUCUACACAAUGUCUGGCUGUGGCCUCUGUUUCUGUUCCUAUCUGUGCUGCAGGAGGAAACUCUGAUGAUGGCUGAGCAGGCACUGAUCUGUGAGUGUAGCAGAAUGUCAUUAGGAGUCAUUUUAUUGUUAUUUUUUUUAAAGACCAGUAGUAUUAGGUUUUACCCUAGGUCUUUGAGCUAUCUGGACUCUGGUUCUUGGCCACCCAAGCAGAGCUGGAUAUGGGUUCUAUCUCUUGGAGUGGGCCUUAAGCCAAAUUAGACAUCAGUUGGUUAUUCCCACAAGGUUUGUGUCACCGUUGCCCUUUAUAUACUACAGGCAGGACAUUUGUAGAUCAAAGGUUUUGUAGUUGGAUUGGUACCUUUCUGUGUCAUAGACAUUAGAACUUGAGGAGUGAAGGUUCUAUAUGAGCACUAACUCAACCCCUCCUUGUUCAAUGAAUUGAAUGGGUGUUGUCUUUAGCAAUGGGGCCUUGCUGUCAAUUUGUGGAGAGCAGCCUAUUUUCUUGGCAACAGCCUGGAUUGUUUAGGAAUUUCCUAUGGCCAACAACUCAAUUGGGUGAAACCCAGUCUUGGCCCUUCAAGCUUCGUUUGGUGACAAGAGAUGGCCAAUAGGGGUUCCAUAUCCCUCAUUAUCUAGACUUCCUUAGGAUCACCUUCACAUAUUGUAGGAAGUUUCCACUGUACUGUUUACAUAACACCCCUCAAAUGAGCUUCGAUUCUAGCUGUCUUUCCCCUUGUUCCCUCUCUCAAUCCCGUCCCCUCCCCACCCGAUCCUCCUGUUCUCCCCCCUCCUGCUUCAGCCCUCCUUCCAGGGAGAUCCACAUUUCUCCUCCCCUCCACCCCCAUUCCCAUAUGCCUUACUUCUCUGGAUUGUAGCGUAUCAUUUAUUUAAUGACUAAUAUCUAGAUAUAAGUGAAUACAUACCAUAUUUAUCUUUCUGGGUCUGGGUUACUUUAUUAUUUUUCUCUGGUUCCAUCCAUUUGCCUGUAAAUUUCUUAGUGUCAGUUUUUUUAAAGAGCUGAGUAAUAUCCCAUUGUAUAAUUAUACCACGUUUUUUAAUCCAUUCCUCUGUUAAGGGACAUCUAGGUUGUUUCCAAUUUCUGGCUAAUAUGAGUGGAGCAGUAGUGAACAGGGAAACCACUUCUUUUCUAUGUUACCAUGCUUCCCCACUGGACCGUUACCUCCCUGUAAGCAUCCUCCUGCCAGUGUCCUGAAGGACUGCUUCACAAAGGAACCUAGGCCUCUUUCCAUGAUCCCUCAUAUACAGAUCCUUGGCAGCUGGCACUGUAUCCCAGGCAGAGUAGGCAGUGACAGGAAAGAUGAGAUCAUAGCUUAAGGAGAAUUGAAACUGAAACUCCCCCGCCCCCCCCUUUUUUAAAAAUGAACUUUUGAUUAACGUUUCUGUUCGGGAAAUGGAAACUUAUGUGGAUGUCUGUGUGGGUAUAGGUAAGACCUACACCAUUACUGUAUCCUGAGUGGGUACCUCUCUGGAUGUGGCUAGCACUCUAGAGAUGUUGCUUACAGGCUCAAAUGCCCCUGGGCCUGGAACACAGGGCAAACUGGGCAUUCCACAGGAGAAGGGACACAAAGACACCUAAAGUGUCAAGUCAGAAUCUUCCCUGAGCCUGCCAUUGGGUAGACCACUAAAAGAGGGAAAGACAGGACAAACGGACACCCGUGUUAGAGCACAAGGGGAAGAGACUGGCAGAAACCUAAUUUGAGUAGAUGGAAUCUGAAAUAUGAAGACUCUGUGCAGGGAAUUUUGAGGAGCUAGAAAGAGUAGUUAUCAUUAUGUACCUACUGUAUCCCUGUAGUGAAAUAGAAACAGUAACUAUAAUUGUAUGCCUACUGUAUCCCUGUAGUGAGCUAUAAAGAGUAGCUAUUAUUGUAUGCCUAGUGUAUCCCUGUAGUGAGCUAAAAAGAGAAUCUAUCAUUGUAUGCCCACUAUAUCCCUGUAUUGAGCUAGAAAGAGCAACUAUUGUAUGCCUACUAUAUCCCUGUACUAAGCCAGACACUUCUAUUCUCCCCUCAGAAUAAUCUAGUGAGUAAAUGUUAAUGGUUAUUCCUUGCUAAUUGAUAUAUAAAUAUUUACAAUGUGGUA